Molecule: messenger RNA, 1585 nt
Organism: Annulohypoxylon maeteangense
Lineage: Eukaryota; Fungi; Ascomycota; Sordariomycetes; Xylariales; Hypoxylaceae
Product: glycosyltransferase family 32 protein
Exons: 1
Coding region: 286-1416 (376 amino acids)
Source: RefSeq, a predicted model, not a curated record
AGCAAUAUCAAAUCUUAGAACUUCCCAUGUUCAACAUUAAACUUCAUCACCCUAGACCCCAAGAAAGAGGAACAUUGAACGAUGUUGUUUUGCUAAUAAAAUACAUACCGUUUCAUUAACAGAUACAAGAGCCGACGCUAGCGAAUGCAACCGCGCGUCCGUGCUACAUAGUACAGGGAUCGCCAAGACCGCCGUUUUUAGGACCCUACCCGUCUCCUUGGUAGUUUUUUCGGACUCGUUGGGGAGGCGCCUGAAAGUUGUUUCUUACCUUACAACGCUCCCAGCAUGCAUUAUGACAUGGGAUUGCUACGCCGCCGCCGAAUUUAUUACCUCGUUCCCCUCGUCUUCACCUUCAUCCUUCUCAGUCCUCCCCUAUGGCCAUCCGUAAGACAGUUCGGUGAUCACGUACGGCAGACUUUGCCGUUCGCCUACCAAUGGAAAGUCCAAGAAGAUUUCGUGCCGACCCAACACGAACUCGACUGCCUCCAUGGCAAAACCCCGAGAUUGAAUACCGGCAGCGAUGAACAAAUAGAACCGAUCCCGAAUCAUGUCCAUUUCAUAUAUGGCCUUAGCAAUCCGUAUAACAAACCUAGUGCCGGCACCUUCGACUUCCUCUGCUACUUAGCUAUACGGAGCGCAAUUGUGGGAAUGAAGGCCGAAAAGAUUUCGCUCCACUACACCUACCUCGCAGACCCGCCAUCCCCCGAACCAAAUGCGUCUCCUUUAUCAAACCCGUGGAUCCGCCAUUUAAAGGAUGAUAUUGAAUUAAUAUAUCAUUCACCGGAAGAGAUGGCCGCGCUGAAGAGUUCACCCGAUGCGACCUGGCAAGCCGCCCAUGUGUCUGAUAUUCUCCGACUGAAGCUACUUCAAGAGCAAGGCGGAAUCUAUAUGGACAUGGAUGCUUUUGGCUUCCGACCCUUUACCAAUCUCCUCAAGUCACCGCGCGAUAUAAUAUUAGGUCACGAAGGUGGAAACCGCGGAGGUCUGUGUAACGCCAUCAUGGUUGCCCGAAAAAACAGUUCUUUCAUAGCGAGGUGGCUUAGGGAAUAUAGCGGCGCGGAUCUUUCGCAGGAGUGGAACUAUCACAGUGUUGUUCUUCCCAAAGAACUUGAGUUAGAACACCCGGACGAGGUCUGCACGUUACCUCCGAAUGCUUUCUUUUGGCCGACGUGGACUUGGAGCCAUAUCGAGUUCAUGCAUGAACAGCUGAGCUCGGACGAAGCUCGCAAAUGGGCCGCUGAGAUCGACAAGAAUGGUGGUAGUCUCUACGAGGACCAGCUCGCUUACCACGCUUGGAGUCAAAUGGCUUGGGAAAGGCAUCUGAGCAAGCUGACCCCCGAGGUUGUCAGGAAACGUGACACGAGGUUCAACAUGCUUGUACGGGACUUUUUACAGAGUGACUUAGGGCGAUCGUGAUGAUACUGGUCGGAUUGGUGGAAGUAAUGUUAUAGGGUUAAGAAGCGUGAUGUUUAAUGAGUGAUUAGGGUUUUACCUGCUGUUUGUAUAAAAUUAGCAUCCUAAGGAGUUUGGCCAGUGGUGCUUUUAGAUCAUAAUACAGUUAUGUUUCUUGGAUGACCAUUCCGAA